UUCUCGUUGUUGUCCAGCGCACAUACUGAAUGACGUCGUAAACACCAAGACUAUAGAGAACCCAAUACCACCAAAGGACACAAGUUUUGUCAACAGAUCUACCAUAAUGGAGCUUGUUGAACAACUCAGACAAGAACUAUUAAUGAGAGGAUCAAAGAGAUUAGACUUUUACGACCCUUCAUCUUUAGCAGAAAGUGACUAUUUUACUCUCACUGGACUUGGAAAAAAGGAAUUUGAUCUGUUAUCUUAUGUGGAAGCUGGAGACGUUAGGUCAUCUAAAUCAAGGAGUGUUAGAACUUGUUUAGCGAUUUUUCUGACCAAAUUGAGGACAGCUAUGGAUAACAACAUGCUGGGAGUUUUGUUCAACAUGACUAAACCACAGAUUAGAAGAGCUGUAUCCACUAUGAGACAAGCAGUUAGAACCUACUUUGUCCCAAAUCACCUUGGUUUCAAUCAUAUCAGCAGGGAUACUGUUAUCCAUGACCAUACCAGACCCCUUGCCAAAGAACUGUUCUCUCCCACCCUCAACCAGGCGAUACUAGUGCUGGAUGGAACCUAUAUAUAUGUUCAAAAGAGUUCACAGUUUUCCUUUCAAAGGCGGUCAUACAGUAUGCAAAAACAAAGGCAUCUACUGAAACCAAUGAUGAUUGUCACGACCACAGGUUAUAUCAUAGCUGCCAUUGGACCGUAUUUAGCUGACGGAAAGAAUUCUGAUGCAAACAUUUUAAAACACAUCAUUGGUAUGGACACUCAAGAUAUCAAGACUUGGCUCCAGGAGGAUGAUAUCAUGAUAGGGGAUAGGGGUUUUCGGGAUUCUGCAGGAGUGUUGGAUAAUCUGGGAAUUCAUAUGGAGAUGCCUUCUUUUUUACAAAAAGGCCAGAGGCAACACUCCACAGAGGAUGCCAAUAGUUCACGUUUGAUCACAAAGAUACGAUGGGUGGUAGAAUCGGUGAAUGCGAGAAUUAAGACAUGGCGGUACUUGGCAAGACAACUCCCUAAUUCCCAGAUCCCAUAUGUUGGUGACUAUGUGCGAAUUAUUAGUGCAAUCUGCAACAAAUACAGAUACAUUUCAUAG
Molecule: messenger RNA, 1075 nt
Organism: Saccostrea cuccullata (small rock oyster)
Lineage: Eukaryota; Metazoa; Mollusca; Bivalvia; Ostreida; Ostreidae
Exons: 4
Coding region: 107-1075 (322 amino acids)
Source: RefSeq, a predicted model, not a curated record